Messenger RNA from Homo sapiens (human), 9366 nucleotides. RefSeq names its product protocadherin related 15 (gene PCDH15). NCBI's taxonomy places the organism in Eukaryota, Metazoa, Chordata, Mammalia, Primates, Hominidae. Gene Ontology annotation, biological process: sensory perception of sound; equilibrioception; sensory perception of light stimulus. Gene Ontology annotation, molecular function: calcium ion binding. The record is from RefSeq and is marked reviewed. Gene Ontology annotation, cellular component: photoreceptor outer segment; plasma membrane; extracellular region. Bases 336 to 5558 code for a protein of 1740 amino acids. The transcript has 38 exons.
GUUAGUUGCUUGUGGUAACUAAGGCAGGUGGCAUACAUCUCAGAACGUGGAGAAUGAUGGUAUGCUUUCUGAGUUAACAUGUUGAACUGUUUUGCUUUUCUAAAAAUUUUCCUAGUAACAUUUUCUUGAUGAUAUGAGAGUGGAUAUCAAUGCCUCACAGAAACAAGAGGUGGAACAUGUGAAUGAAUCGUCUUGGAACUAGAUUAUGAGCACUGGUUCUUUUUAAAGGGAUGUGCAAGAGGCAGCCUUGGCAAGAAAACUUGCUGCAUAAUCUUACAUGGACUAAAGAUGAAACUUUAAACCGCAAAUCAGCUUUGAGUGAACUUUGACAGAAGAUGUUUCGACAGUUUUAUCUCUGGACAUGUUUAGCUUCAGGGAUCAUCCUGGGCUCUCUCUUUGAAAUCUGCUUGGGCCAGUAUGAUGAUGAUUGCAAACUAGCUAGGGGAGGACCACCAGCUACCAUAGUUGCUAUUGAUGAAGAAAGUCGGAAUGGUACAAUUCUGGUGGACAACAUGCUGAUCAAAGGGACUGCUGGAGGACCAGACCCCACCAUAGAACUUUCUUUAAAGGAUAAUGUGGAUUACUGGGUGUUGAUGGAUCCUGUUAAGCAAAUGCUUUUCCUGAACAGCACCGGAAGAGUUCUGGAUAGAGAUCCACCGAUGAACAUACACUCCAUUGUGGUGCAGGUCCAGUGCAUCAACAAAAAAGUGGGCACUAUUAUCUACCAUGAAGUGCGAAUAGUGGUGAGAGACAGGAAUGACAACUCACCCACUUUCAAGCAUGAAAGCUACUAUGCCACAGUGAAUGAGCUCACUCCAGUUGGUACCACAAUAUUCACAGGAUUUUCAGGAGACAAUGGAGCUACAGAUAUAGAUGAUGGACCAAAUGGACAGAUAGAGUAUGUUAUUCAGUAUAAUCCAGAUGAUCCGACAUCCAAUGACACCUUUGAAAUUCCCCUAAUGUUGACUGGAAAUAUAGUGUUAAGGAAGAGGCUCAACUAUGAAGAUAAGACUCGCUACUUUGUCAUAAUCCAAGCUAAUGACCGUGCCCAAAAUCUGAAUGAGAGGCGAACCACCACCACCACUCUCACAGUGGAUGUUCUGGAUGGAGAUGACUUGGGUCCAAUGUUUCUUCCUUGUGUCCUUGUGCCAAACACUCGUGAUUGCCGUCCACUCACUUAUCAAGCUGCCAUACCUGAGUUGAGAACUCCGGAAGAACUGAACCCCAUUAUUGUUACGCCACCAAUCCAAGCCAUUGAUCAGGACCGGAAUAUUCAACCGCCAUCAGAUAGGCCAGGAAUCCUCUAUUCCAUCCUUGUUGGGACUCCUGAGGAUUACCCACGAUUUUUCCAUAUGCAUCCUAGGACAGCAGAACUUAGUCUCCUGGAGCCAGUAAACAGAGACUUUCACCAGAAAUUUGAUUUGGUUAUUAAGGCUGAACAAGACAAUGGUCAUCCUCUUCCUGCCUUUGCCGGUCUACACAUUGAAAUACUGGAUGAAAACAAUCAAAGUCCAUAUUUUACAAUGCCCAGUUAUCAAGGCUAUAUCCUGGAAUCUGCCCCAGUGGGAGCAACCAUUUCGGACAGUCUCAAUUUGACUUCACCUUUAAGAAUAGUAGCUCUGGACAAGGACAUAGAAGAUACAAAAGACCCAGAGCUUCACCUUUUUCUGAAUGACUACACCUCAGUCUUCACCGUCACACAGACUGGUAUUACUCGCUACCUCACCUUACUUCAACCAGUGGACAGGGAAGAACAGCAAACUUACACCUUUUCGAUAACAGCAUUUGAUGGUGUACAAGAAAGUGAGCCAGUCAUCGUCAAUAUUCAAGUGAUGGAUGCAAAUGAUAACACGCCAACCUUCCCUGAAAUAUCCUAUGAUGUGUAUGUUUAUACAGACAUGAGACCUGGGGACAGUGUCAUACAGCUCACUGCAGUCGACGCAGACGAAGGGUCAAAUGGGGAGAUCACAUAUGAAAUCCUUGUUGGGGCUCAGGGAGACUUCAUCAUCAAUAAAACAACAGGGCUUAUCACCAUCGCUCCAGGGGUGGAAAUGAUAGUCGGGCGGACUUACGCACUCACGGUCCAAGCAGCGGAUAAUGCUCCUCCUGCAGAGCGAAGGAACUCCAUCUGCACUGUGUAUAUUGAAGUGCUUCCACCAAAUAAUCAAAGCCCUCCUCGCUUCCCACAGCUGAUGUAUAGCCUUGAAAUUAGUGAAGCCAUGAGGGUUGGUGCUGUUUUAUUAAAUCUACAGGCAACUGAUCGAGAGGGAGACUCAAUAACAUAUGCCAUUGAGAAUGGAGAUCCUCAGAGAGUUUUUAAUCUUUCAGAAACCACGGGGAUUCUAACCUUAGGGAAAGCACUGGACAGGGAAAGCACUGAUCGCUACAUUCUGAUCAUCACAGCUUCAGAUGGCAGGCCAGAUGGGACCUCAACUGCCACAGUAAACAUAGUGGUGACAGAUGUCAAUGACAAUGCUCCAGUGUUUGAUCCUUAUCUGCCAAGAAAUUUAUCUGUGGUGGAAGAAGAAGCCAAUGCCUUUGUGGGUCAAGUAAAAGCAACAGACCCUGAUGCUGGAAUAAAUGGUCAAGUGCACUACAGUUUGGGUAACUUUAAUAAUCUUUUUCGUAUCACAUCCAAUGGGAGCAUUUACACAGCAGUGAAGCUUAACAGAGAAGUCAGGGACUACUAUGAACUUGUUGUUGUGGCAACAGAUGGAGCAGUACACCCUCGUCAUUCAACUCUAACCUUGGCCAUCAAGGUUUUGGACAUUGAUGAUAACAGUCCUGUGUUCACCAAUUCAACAUACACUGUCCUUGUUGAAGAGAAUUUGCCAGCUGGGACUACCAUCCUUCAAAUAGAGGCCAAAGAUGUCGACCUUGGAGCAAAUGUGUCUUACCGGAUAAGAAGCCCAGAAGUGAAGCACUUUUUUGCACUACAUCCAUUUACAGGAGAACUAUCGCUUUUAAGGAGUUUAGAUUAUGAGGCAUUUCCAGACCAAGAAGCAAGUAUCACUUUUCUGGUAGAGGCCUUUGAUAUUUAUGGAACAAUGCCACCUGGUAUUGCUACUGUCACAGUGAUUGUAAAGGAUAUGAAUGAUUAUCCUCCUGUCUUUAGUAAACGAAUAUACAAAGGGAUGGUGGCUCCGGAUGCAGUCAAGGGUACACCUAUCACAACAGUUUAUGCUGAAGAUGCAGACCCUCCUGGAUUACCUGCAAGUCGUGUGAGGUAUAGAGUAGAUGAUGUACAGUUUCCUUACCCUGCCAGUAUUUUUGAAGUGGAAGAAGAUUCUGGAAGAGUAAUAACACGAGUCAAUCUUAAUGAAGAACCUACAACAAUUUUUAAGUUGGUGGUGGUUGCUUUUGAUGAUGGGGAGCCUGUGAUGUCCAGCAGUGCCACAGUGAAGAUUCUUGUCUUACAUCCUGGUGAGAUCCCACGCUUCACACAGGAGGAAUAUAGACCUCCUCCAGUAAGUGAACUUGCCACCAAAGGGACCAUGGUUGGUGUAAUUUCUGCUGCUGCCAUUAAUCAAAGUAUUGUGUACUCCAUUGUUUCAGGAAAUGAAGAAGAUACAUUUGGAAUUAAUAACAUCACAGGUGUUAUCUAUGUGAAUGGACCUCUGGAUUAUGAGACCAGGACAAGCUAUGUACUUCGAGUCCAAGCUGAUUCCCUGGAAGUGGUCCUUGCCAAUCUCCGAGUUCCUUCAAAAAGCAAUACAGCUAAAGUAUACAUUGAGAUUCAGGAUGAAAAUAAUCAUCCCCCAGUGUUUCAGAAAAAAUUCUACAUCGGAGGUGUAUCUGAAGAUGCAAGAAUGUUUACUUCUGUACUCAGAGUGAAGGCUACUGAUAAAGAUACUGGCAAUUAUAGUGUCAUGGCCUACAGACUCAUAAUACCACCAAUUAAAGAGGGAAAAGAAGGAUUUGUAGUGGAAACAUAUACAGGGCUUAUCAAAACUGCUAUGCUCUUCCAUAAUAUGAGGAGAUCCUACUUCAAGUUUCAAGUUAUUGCAACUGACGACUAUGGGAAGGGACUGAGCGGCAAAGCCGAUGUACUCGUCUCCGUGGUCAAUCAGCUGGAUAUGCAAGUCAUUGUUUCCAAUGUGCCUCCUACUCUAGUGGAAAAAAAGAUAGAAGAUCUUACAGAGAUCUUGGAUCGCUAUGUUCAGGAACAAAUUCCUGGUGCCAAGGUCGUAGUGGAGUCCAUUGGAGCUCGCCGGCAUGGAGAUGCCUUUUCCCUAGAAGAUUACACCAAAUGUGACUUGACUGUCUAUGCAAUUGACCCCCAAACCAACAGAGCCAUCGAUAGAAAUGAGCUUUUUAAAUUUUUGGAUGGCAAACUACUUGAUAUCAAUAAAGACUUUCAGCCGUAUUAUGGGGAAGGAGGACGCAUUCUGGAGAUCCGGACUCCAGAGGCAGUGACCAGCAUUAAAAAGAGAGGAGAAAGUCUAGGAUACACAGAAGGGGCCUUGUUGGCUCUGGCCUUCAUCAUCAUCCUCUGCUGCAUUCCUGCCAUCUUGGUGGUUUUGGUCAGCUACAGACAGUUUAAAGUACGUCAAGCUGAGUGUACAAAGACUGCACGAAUUCAGGCCGCAUUACCCGCGGCUAAACCAGCAGUGCCGGCUCCUGCACCAGUGGCAGCGCCCCCGCCGCCGCCGCCGCCUCCGCCAGGUGCGCAUCUCUAUGAAGAACUUGGAGACAGCUCAAUUUGGAGUUUUUGUUGGCAGCUGGUCAUAUGCAUGAGAACUUGUGCUAUUUGGCGGACUCUGACAAGGAGAGGUUAUGGAUCAGAGCAACAGCAACUGCUGAGGCCCUCUCUUCUUAAACCAGAGGAAUUAUCCAUGGAGUCUGGAAUUGAUCCUGGCCAGGAAUAUGGACAAGAUUAUUACAGUUAUGAGCAUGGGUAUGAAAUGCCUCAAUAUGGGAGUCGCCGUCGAUUGUUACCACCAGCUGGACAGGAGGAAUAUGGUGAGGUGGUUGGUGAAGCUGAGGAAGAAUAUGAGGAGGAAGAGUGGGCAAGAAAAAGAAUGAUCAAGUUAGUUGUUGAUCGAGAGUAUGAAACCAGCUCAACUGGAGAAGACAGUGCUCCUGAAUGUCAGAGAAACCGUCUUCACCAUCCUAGUAUCCACAGUAAUAUCAACGGCAAUAUAUAUAUUGCACAGAAUGGUUCUGUGGUGAGAACCCGCCGUGCCUGCCUCACGGACAACUUAAAAGUUGCUUCCCCUGUUCGACUGGGAGGGCCCUUUAAGAAACUAGACAAGUUGGCAGUGACACAUGAGGAGAAUGUACCUCUGAACACAUUAUCAAAGGGGCCAUUUUCUACUGAAAAAAUGAAUGCAAGACCAACUCUGGUUACAUUUGCCCCUUGCCCUGUGGGGACUGACAAUACAGCGGUGAAGCCACUAAGGAACAGGCUGAAAAGCACAGUUGAACAGGAGUCCAUGAUUGACAGUAAGAACAUCAAGGAGGCUUUGGAAUUUCAUAGUGACCACACACAGUCUGAUGAUGAAGAGCUUUGGAUGGGCCCCUGGAACAACCUCCAUAUACCAAUGACAAAACUGUGACCAAUUUUUUAAAAGAUAUUUUAAUUAAUUUUUACUUACAUUUUUAAUAAACUGUGCUUUUUAUUGUCACUGAGAAAACAAUGUAUGGAAUUUAUAUCAUGCACACAAGCUAAAACUUUGAACAAUAUGCUUUAAAAUUUUAAGAGACAGAUUUGCACUCACAUUGUUAUCAAUUAAUCGUUUUUCCCAGAAAAUCCUUUUGGACAUACUUUCACUAAAUAACCUAUCGUUUAAACAUUUAGCUGUUUUGUUGGGUCUUGAAUUUUUGUUCAUUUUAAUAAACAAGAAAUAAUUACUAAAUAAUCAUUUAUAUUUUAUUGAUUAACAUAGAUUAUGCUUUAUUUCUAGCUCCACAAAACAUUUUUAGUACAUGUAAUUUUAUUUUCCAUAGCCAAAAGGGCAAAAAAGAAGUAAGAGGAUAUUUACAGGCAAUGAGUUUAUACAGCUGCUGUCUAUACUGCCCUAAUUUUUAAAAUGAAAGCUAGAAUUGCAAAGUAAAGUAAAUGAGGGAAUCACCUGUAAAUAAUUAAUUAUUUUAAAUCAUGAGCUUGUUUUCUUUCUUUAUUGUCCUGUAUAAAGGUUUUCACAUUUUACCAUAAAUACAUUUAUAUCUUGACCCUUUAGGAAACCACUUGAAGUCGUAUGUCUUUUUAUCAAUAUUAUUUACAAUAUUCUCUUGUCCCUUCAUCUCAUAUCAAAUAUGGUAGAUACUUUAGUUUAGUUUAAUCACUUGAGGUUAAAUAAUUGUUUGGAGCAACAUGGAAAUCUCACCCUUAGCAAAAGCUUUUAGGGAAGUGAGAAAGGUUCGAGUAAGCAGUAAUGCAUCUAGAACGACAAUUUCAUAAUGGAAGACAUGGUGAGGUUAGGGAAGUCUCACAUUAAUGUCACUAGACUUUAAUAGUUUGUAAACCCAGCAUAUCAGAGUAAAGGAAUUUGGCAGGGUUGAAAUGUAUAUAAUAUAUAAAGCUUAUAAAGGCUAUGAAUUCAUAACUUCAAAUGUUGUGUUUAACUUCUUCCAUUUUCAGGUUAUUUAUAGAAUAUUUUAAUGCACAUAUUUAUGUGCCUAAAAUCCAGAACCAGGAAAUCAUUGCCUGGGCAUUUUUUAAAAUCAAAGAACAUGGUCUUGAUUUUUUACCAUUGAACAAAGCACAGUGUUUCAUCAUAAGUAGAAAUGAAAACAGAAUAUCCUUUAAAAAACUUGCCUUGUGUGUUGCUUAUUUUCCAGAUGAUGUAAAAAGAAUGAAACAAUAUAGAUUAAGAGAAUUCAGAAUUCUAUUGAAUAUUACUUAGUAUGAUAUAGAUGUAGCUCACUUCAAAUUUUGCACAGUAUUGACCAAGUUCAGGUUUUAAUGAAAUUUCCUCAUGCAUGCUUAAUAUAUGGUUGAAGGACUGAAUAAUGCACUAUUAUUUAUUCCCCUCUUACAUGUUUCGCGUCUUAAAAAUUGUUUAUUAUUAUGCUAUUUCCUCAUUUCCAAAGUGAAUGAAUUGUACUGACAUAAACUUGCCGACUUGUAAGAGUAGUAUGUUUUUACUUCAGAUUUCCAAGAAAAUAUUUGAGAUCAAAUACAGUAACAUCUCAUCUACCUUAUUUUAUUGAGAAUUAAUGCAUUCCAUACCCUUGCCAAAAAAACAAAACAAAACAAACAAACAAAAAAAAACCUAGUGGCAUUAGCUAGAUUAGAAACGUAGAAUCAUGACCACACCUCCUGGCCUGCCAAACAAGCAUCCACAUUUUCAAAAGAUCCUAAGGUGGUUUAUAUGCACAUUAAAUUUUGGAAGCAAUGAAGUCCGGGGCUUAUUCCUUCAGGCACCAAAGCAAUGGUUUUUAGUAUAGGAUACUUUGUAUAGGAAUUAGAUUAAGCAUAUAUUUCCCUACUAAUUCAAUCAGAGGUCAUCGAAUAUAAUUUAAUAUUAUCUUGAUACCCCCAGAUCAUCUCAGUCAGCAUCCCUUGAUAUUCUCUCUAUAUACAGCUUCAUGGCUGCGUUUUUGUCCUUUGAUUUCUGGCUGUGACAUUUAACUUAUUCUGUUGUUGUGCCUUUCUCACAUUUUUUUCUUUCAGUUUAUAGCUUCUAGUAUCCUGAUGGGAAAGUUUGUGUUUUUUGUUUGUUUUCUUAAUGUUGAAAAAUCAUGAAGCUUAAGAUGGGAAUUAGGUACACGGAUUCAACCAAAUGUUUUGCGACUCUUAGACGCUUUCUUUGGUUACCAGUAGAUUUGGAAAUAUGAUGUUGGCAGAAGUCUAGUGGCCUGACAUAUGAGAUGUCACUGUAUUUUAAACUACAUUUUUUAUGAGAAAAUAUGCAAAAUUUUACAAGCCACUUAGCAGACACAUUUCAGUAAUUUAAACUUGAUCAUUUCAGUAAAAACAAUCAUGAGGUCAAUCAUCUGUUACUUAAUGGAGAUAGUAUAAAGAGAAGCAGAAUUUACACAGAGCAACCAAACCAAAUAUUUGGUCAGUAUAUUUUUGGGUAACGUAGAGCAGCAAAAUUAUUACUAACUAAAUAAAUCUGGAUCAAUUAAAUAGUUACUUUCAUAGAACUUUCACUAGUCUAUAAAUCCCUGACUCAGGAUUAAAACUGUGGAACCCAGAGGAAAUACCCAGGUAUGUUUAAUCUUAAGAAUACUUCAUAUAAAUAACGUUUCAAUGUAAAUAUUUAUAAAGAAAUUGGUUGUUAUUUUUCCUAGGAAGGUGUAGGAAGGUUUUCUUGUUGUUCUCAAUCAGCACUAGCUUCAAUCAGGCAGAAGAAACAGCAGGUCUUGGCUAAUCGAGGUGAGAACAGAAUGAUGUAAUGACUAAUAUUGCAACCCGUUGAUUUUAGAAGGUCUUGUGGGCAUUAAGGGAAAGCAGAGGAAGAAUGAGAAAAUAUGGUCAGAGUGACAUAGGACAUUUGUGACUUAAUGACCAUCGAAUCACAGGUGUUAAUCUCCCUCUCUCAAUUUGUCUUUCUCAUUAAUUACAGACUCUGAGAGUUGUCAUAGAAUUGCAACCGUAGGUUGGCCAAAACCAUCUUUUUAAAAUACAGAAGAAAGUUUGCCUUGAAUUUUAUAUGUGAUAUGUCAUUCAUGUUAUUUUACCACAUUGUUCACAGGGAUGUUAAAGACUAUUAUUUACUUAAGUGGUUGUUCCAAAGGUGAUUCAGUAGUUACCAUUAAAAUAUUAUUUAAAAACAUUUUUAUAUCAUAGAGCCAGAAGUAAUUGAAUAUUGACUCUCGAGGGAAGACAUUUUCUGUCUUUUAUUUCAUGAGCUUUGAUUUUUCUCUUUCUCUGCUUCACCUUCUGCACUUUAUACCUUAAGUGGGAUUUAUAUACCACUUGAAUUUAAUUAGCAAAAUAGGCAAAAAGUGCUAAUAAUCUAUUCUCAGGGCAGAUGCCUAUUGGUGCCUGCAAAUUACACAGCGAUAAGGCUGAAGGAUAGGUUCAAAAUAAUGUUGAGGACUUACACAUUUUAUAGAUAGUUUCUUUCUAUUCCCAAAUGGUAUGUGAAAUUUUUGUUCUAUUUUUUUUAUUGGUUUUCAAUAGUUAAUUUUGAUCUUUAUCAUAAGAAGCUUUAGUUAUAGACUGGUAUUUUUUUCAUUGCAAUCUACUUUAAAUUUAUGGUCAGUUAAGCACAUGUAUGGAAGAUUCGAACAUUGUCUAUAGUUUGAAAAAUCUAUCAACACCUUCACUGCUUUCCCAAUUUCUUUAUCCAAAUACCUGUUCUUCCUUAACAAAUAUUAUGUUACUGUAUAAGAAUCUGAAUUAGAAGUUUUAAGUUAAAAUGCAUUGUUAUUCACUACACAAUGUUUCAAAAAUAAAUUUUCAUUUGAAAA